AUGCUACAAAGGUUCAAAAAACAAGUUUCACAGGUCGCCAAUGAACUGGAUGGCAGAUUGUCGAAUAGCAGUCGAGCUAGCGUAUCAAGCCAGGAUUCUCAAUCACAGCCUCAACAAAAAUCUGAAAAUGAACAAGAAAUUGAGGGUUUUCUAUGCCCGAUUUGUAUGAUUGAGCACGGAAGUGCUGACGAGCUGACUGCACAUUUUGAAAAUAAACAUGCUGAUACAUCUGCAAAUCGGAACCAUCCGGAGUAUGCACCACCACAAGCAGCUCCACUCGCAUUCGGUACCAAAGAUCAAGAGAUUGAAGAACUAAGAAUAAGAGUAACUGAAGAGAAACGAUUUGCUGAAAGAAUCAAAGAAGAACUUGACAAUAUCAAAACAGUUAUGGCAAAUGCAUCAGAUGUGACAGAAGACGAAAUUCCAUAUAUGGCUCAACAAAUCCAAGUUCUGACUGCAGAUAAGGGUAUGGUGACUCGGCAAUUUUUGGAAUUGGAAAAGGAGAGUGGUCAACAGACACGAGAACUGCAACAAGUUAAGCAGGAACGAGGCGAUUUGAUGGCCAAGCUGAAACAGCUGAGUGUGAAUUUGAGGGAGUUGACUGAUGAGAACGAGACUACUAAAGUUGAAAGAGAAGACCUGAAAAGAGAGUUGAAGGUAGCAAAUUCCGACGUUGUUCGCUAUGAAAUUGAAGUGGCACGCCUGGAGAAGAUGCUCGAUCAAAGGCCUUCUGAAGAUGAUGUCAAUGUCCUCCGAACGGAACUUGUCAAUGCUCAAACGAUUAUGGAUUCAAUAUCUCAGGAAAAAGAUAUUGAAAUCAAGGAACAUUUGAAUUCAAUCCGAAAUUUGAGUAUGGAACGAGAGAAGCAACACGCCAUCAAUGAAAACUUAGAGAAGAAAAUUUUAGAAGGGGAAGAGACAGUGAAGCAGUUACAAAUUUCUUAUGAUUCCCAAUCAGAUGAGUUGAAACAGCGAAAUGAGAGAAUUCUUCAACUAGAAGAACGAAUCCAGGAGAACGUUUUCGAAUUGGCUGAAAAUCAUCAGCUAGUCAAACGACUCCAAGAUAAAGUCAAAGAGGCUGAAAGUGGUGUUCAAUUGUUUUCCGGAAUCAAUAAUUCUAAUGAAGAAAUGAUAAAUAGUCUAAAGGCUAAAUUUGAAAAGAAUUCGGCCGAACAGAAACGAAUGCAAACCGUUUUCGAUGAGAAGGUCGCCGCCCAGGGAGAGAGAUUGAAAUCGAUGGAAUUGUCGAAUUUGGAUUUGACAAAUGAAAUGUCUUCGAUCUCAACUCUUCUGGAUAAAGAACGUACACUCGUUGAAGAAAAGAAUGCAGAAAUUUCGGAGAGAGAUGCAUCUAUCAAUGAAUUGAGGGAAAAACUAGCAGAAAGUGAGAAAAAAGCCACAAAAUACAGCAACGAUCUGAAAGAACAGACGACUCUCGUUGAGAAUCUUACUCUUCAAUUAAAUAAAGUUCAAGAAAAUUCGAAGGAACUGAUGGAGAAAAUAUCCACAGGAGAAGGCGGUGCCAAGAUGGCUAUUGAGCAAAUGGAACAGGAAAAAGAGAAGUUAACGAAGGAACUUCAAGAACUUGCCGAGAAGAACAAGAAAGCUUCAGAAGAGUUUGAGCAUAAGAUCUCAGAAUUAGAGAAAAAGUUGAGAGAGGCGGAAGCAUCCAGGACAGACAAAGAACAGAAAUGGAAACAAGAGAAGGAAUCAUUUGAACGAAAAAUCGCGGAAGCAGAGGAUGAAAUAAGAAGAAAAAGUGAAAGAUUUGUUGAAAUGGAAAAAGAAAUGGAAGAGGAUCGACAGAAAUCCAGUGAUAGAACUUUGAAGCUGAAGGAUGCACUUGUUAAAUCUGAGAAAGACCUUGAGACAGUAAAAAAAGAAAGCGAAGAACGAGACAAGGUUGUCAGAGAGAAGGAUGCUCAUUUGGAAGAAAACAAGAAGAGAAUUGAGGAUGCUGUUCAGAAGUUGGAGGAAGCGGAGAAGAGAGCAAGAGAGUUGGAAGCUUCUGUUUCCAAUCGAGAUUCUGCUGUUUCAACGAAAGAUUCAGAAUUGGCUGAAAUGAAGAGCAAAUUAACGGAGUCAAACUCAUUCAUCGAAGAAUUGAAAGUGCAGGUAGAGAAGGUGAGCAGUGAGCUGGCAGAGAAGCAGCAAGAAGUGGAAAGUCUGAUGACCGAAAUGCAUGAGAAGGAAGCUCAUUGGAAGACAAAACGAGAUGAGUUUGAAGCUCAAAUUGUUAGGAAUCAAGAAGAAAAUGAGGAAGCUUCCACAACACUUAAAUCUCUUCAAGAUCAAUUAACAAAAGAGAAGGAAGCUUUAUCAGAAGAAAAGAGUCAGUUGAGUUCAUUCAAAUCUCAGCUAGAAGAGUCGAAAAAUGAAAAUGAAAGACUUCUACGAUCAGACGAGGAAAAGGCUGAAGAGAUCAAUAAACUGAAGUUAUCGUUAUCUAAUUCGAACCACGAACGCGAAGAACUCAUUGCUACAACUGAAUCGAUUCGAUCCGAAAAUGAGAAUCUAACAAGCAAAGUGCAAGCUCUAGAAGACAGUAGAAAACAAGCGGAAGAGAAGAACUCUGCGAAUGUUGAAAGUCUUAUUGCUGAAAAAUCGAGACUCGAAAAAGAAGUAGAGGAGAGGGAAUCUACAAUUCAUUCAAUUCAGGAAGCGAUAGAAUCAAAAGAUAAUGAAAUUGAAUCUCUGAAGUCAACAUCACGUAUUGUUGAAGACGAACUCCUUUCAAAGAUUUCAUUGAUUGAAUCUUUCAAUUCGAGAAUUGAAGAAUUCGAGAAAGAAAUGGCAAGUGGAAAGAGAAAGAUCGAACAGUUGGAAGCUGAAAAGGCGGAAGAAAUGGAAAAGUUAGUGAUCGUCAGUGGAACACAGAGCCAGAAGCAAGAGGAAGUAGAACAACUGCAGAAAGAAAUGGCUGAGAAGAGUAAAACGAUAGAAAGGAUGACAUCAAGCAAAAUUCAGUUUGAAGCUAUGUUCACUGAUGUACAACAAACUCUCCAGAAGGAAGUGAAUGAGAAAAAUCAAGAAAUUGAGAAACUCAUGGAACGAAUAGAUAGUCUUGAGAGUUCAACUCAGCAGAAAGUUGAAGACUUGGAGAGCAGAUUGACUCAAAGAGAACGUCUUGUCGAAUCCCUUGAAGCCGAAAUGGCCGCUGUGAGAAAUGCAGAAAAAGAAAAACUUGACGAGCAGAAGAAACUAAAGGAAGAAUAUGAUGAACUGAAAAAAGCAGAAGCAAUGUGGCAAGCCGAAAAGGAUAUGCUUAUCGAACGGUGUCUCGGAAAUGAAAGUGAUAUCGAGUACGAGAAAGAGAGAGCACAAGAGAACAAAAGACGGUUCGAUGAAGCUUUGUCUGCGAUGCAUGAAUUGGGAAGAGCUAAUCAGUCACUUCAGAUCGACGCUGACCGCUACACUUCACGAAAAUGGCUCGAUGAUGCUGAAGCGAUCAAUUGCACCGAGUGUGGAAAAGUGUUCUCACUGACUGUUCGCAAGCAUCAUUGCAGAGUUUGCGGAAAGAUAUACUGUAAUCCAUGUAGUUCAAAGUCUGUUCGAAUCGCCAGUGCAAAACAUCCGGUCCGUGCUUGCAAUCAUUGUUUCGCAGAAUCUCAAAAAUAA
This is a messenger RNA of Caenorhabditis remanei, 3618 nucleotides long. RefSeq lists its product as uncharacterized. Gene Ontology annotation, cellular component: early endosome. The transcript has 12 exons. The record is from RefSeq and is a predicted model, not a curated record. Gene Ontology annotation, biological process: endocytosis. Gene Ontology annotation, molecular function: 1-phosphatidylinositol binding; metal ion binding. Lineage: Eukaryota; Metazoa; Nematoda; Chromadorea; Rhabditida; Rhabditidae. The coding region runs from base 1 to 3618 and encodes 1205 amino acids.